CUUUAAGGUGUAUCAUAAAUGAGACAGAAACACAACUUUGUCCAAUAGAAGUGGUUUGACUAGUAGGAGAAUAUAAAAACAGGUAGGUUUAGUCAGCAAACCGGACUGCUUAAAUAUCAACCACGUCAAGUACAACUGCAGAUUAUUGGCGUACACUGGACAGCAGCUUUUUCCAAAAUGUUGCAACUUAUUCUGAUUCUCUCUGGAGUCUGUACAGUGGGCAUGGCCAUGCCUUUACCUGAUUUCUACUCUUACUCCAUGGCUGUUGGGGACGGCAGUGGGGUUGAAUAUUCUACUGCAGAAGCAGGUCGCAUCACUGGUAUCAGAGUCUGGGAAUACAGCAGUGCAUACAUUAGUGGAUUCCAGCUGAGUUAUGAAGGUAAUUGGACAACGCUGGUUUGUGCAAGCUAUGGCAAUCCGAUGGAGAUGACACUUCAUCAUGAUGAAUCCAUCAUUCAGGUGUCUGGAAAGUACGACAGUGGCUACAUGCUUAUGUUUGUCACUAGUCAAGGCCGCUCUUUAAAAGUGGGACAGCCUUCUGGAAUCUCAUUUAACCUCUACCCGACCCAUGAUGGAAGUGAGCUACGUUUUCUCAGUGGUCGACAUAAUGGAUAUGGCAUCACCUCCAUUGGGGCUCAUUGGGCUGUCUACCACAGCAGUGUGUAACAGCUUAAGACCAUAUUAGUUCAGUUCAACCCCCUAUACCUUGUUUCUGCCAACAUUAAAGAAACAACUACACAAACUUUUUUUUUUUUUUUAUCUGAGUUUUAUUUGUUCUCAUUUUUAUAGAGGCAAUUACUUGAAUAAAGGCAAUGUUGUUUUGUUAAUUUUAGCCUGUUUUAUUUUCAGUGGUUUUUUUUUUUAAAUAAACUCUGGGAAUUUACAACAUUUUUAGCUGCAUAAAUGUAAUGACUGCUAUUUGAAUUUUCUUUAUUAUUUGAAUUGCCUUGCCUUGUUAUAUUUCUUCAACAACUGACACAUAUAUCUUUUCUUUUGUA
This is a messenger RNA of Labeo rohita (rohu), 998 nucleotides long. Its product is annotated as zymogen granule membrane protein 16. Lineage: Eukaryota; Metazoa; Chordata; Actinopteri; Cypriniformes; Cyprinidae. Bases 178 to 666 code for a protein of 162 amino acids. The record is from RefSeq and is a predicted model, not a curated record. The transcript is spliced from 4 exons.